AUGAGGACCUUCACCCUCCUCACUGCCAUUCUCCUGGUGGCACUCCAGGCCAAGACUGAGCCUGUGCCACCAAAAGCUGAUGAGGCUCCAGACCAGGAGUGGUCAGAGGCAGGAGACCAGGUCAUUAACAUCUCCUUUGCAGGGGAUGAAAUGUUUGCUCUUCAGGAUCCAGGUAAGAGACUCCAACAGGGAAGGGCUACAGAAACUAAAGAGGAAGUGUUGGAGGAAGGCUCUGGAAUUCAGUCUUGGAUGGUCUAG
This is a messenger RNA of Lepus europaeus (European hare), 258 nucleotides long. RefSeq names its product defensin-7-like. Gene Ontology annotation, biological process: antibacterial humoral response; disruption of plasma membrane integrity in another organism; defense response to Gram-negative bacterium. The transcript has a single exon. The record is from RefSeq and is a predicted model, not a curated record. Gene Ontology annotation, cellular component: extracellular matrix. The coding region runs from base 1 to 258 and encodes 85 amino acids. Lineage: Eukaryota; Metazoa; Chordata; Mammalia; Lagomorpha; Leporidae.